GGCGAAUUGUAAACAAUGGCGAAAAGUAAAGUGACGGGUGCCACCAGUAGACUAAAACAAGACUAUAUUCGACUAAAAAAUGAUCCCGUACCAUAUGUGACUGCGGAACCAGUACCUUCCAACAUCCUAGAAUGGCAUUACGUAGUAAAAGGACCAGAGAAAAGUCCAUACGAAGGUGGUUUUUACCACGGCAAAAUAAUCUUCCCGAGAGAAUUCCCUUUCAAGCCACCCUCAAUCUAUAUGAUUACUCCAAACGGAAGGUUCAAGACUAACACCAGACUGUGCCUUAGCAUCACCGACUUUCACCCCGAUACGUGGAACCCCGCGUGGUCAAUCUCAACAAUAUUGACGGGAUUACUUAGUUUCAUGUUGGAAAAGACACCAACUUUAGGCUCCAUUGAAACGUCUGACUACCAAAAACGGUGUUUGGCAGCGGAGUCCCUGGAGACGAAUAUUAAGAACAAAAUGUUCUGUGAGUUGUUCCCAGAUUAUGUGGAGGAAAUUGAGCUGCUGUUGAAGCAGCGGCAGGAGGCGAUGUUGAGCGCGGACACCACGCAGCCGCCAUGUGACAGUGAAGUGACGACUGAGCAGCAGUCUAAUAUGUAUUAUAUUAUGACAAACUUGUUUGUGCUGGUAGGCUUUGUAUUCCUCGCUUAUAUGGUCAAAUAUGUUCUAGUCUCCAUAUCUAAUGACUAGGCAGUGUGGUUUUAAACUUAAUGUAAAUAAUGUAAUUUAUUUUGUAAAUACUAUUAUUCCAUUAGAGGCAAAUUCUGAAUCAUUACAGCACUCAUGUGGAAGCUGACAAAAUUGAGAUUGUUUGCAGUUAAGCUUGAUGCUUAUCAGGCACUACUUUAUUCUAUAGCAGUUAAUUUAUCUGUAAUUCUUAAAUUAGGCAUAUAGUCUAGUAACUUCUGUGAUGGUUACCAAAUGCCAGUAAUAUAUAUAUAUAUAUAUAAUGGGACACUUGAAUAACUUAAUUUUUUUAAUUAAUUUGUUUUGUAGAAAAAUUUGAUUUACUCUAAGCAAAGUUAAAACAAUUUUCUUACUUUUUUCUUCCUGGUCUUAUAGUGCUUUACUACACA
Hyposmocoma kahamanoa is the source of this 1082-nucleotide messenger RNA. Its product is annotated as ubiquitin-conjugating enzyme E2 J2-like. The coding region runs from base 16 to 696 and encodes 226 amino acids. The record is from RefSeq and is a predicted model, not a curated record. Lineage: Eukaryota; Metazoa; Arthropoda; Insecta; Lepidoptera; Cosmopterigidae. The transcript has a single exon.